Symbiodinium sp. CCMP2456 is the source of this 242-nucleotide messenger RNA. Lineage: Eukaryota; Dinophyceae; Suessiales; Symbiodiniaceae. The record is from the annotation of a GenBank genome assembly.
GAAUGGAGCUGCAGGAACUUCAACAAGUGGCGUCUUUCAUCGGUUACAGGUGUGCUUCUAAAGAUCUCUACAAGACCCAUGGCAGAGUGGCGCAGUGCCUCAGAAGAUGGAUCGACGACGCUCUUCAGGGGAAGUACUUCGUCUUCGUUGGUGAGGAUAGCAUGGGGGCGAGCUUCGACUCCGAACAUGCAGCAGUGUUCAAGUAUGGAGGUGUAAAGAUUCUCAUCUUCCGCCCGUGGUGA